This is a messenger RNA of Bufo bufo (common toad), 3302 nucleotides long. RefSeq names its product interleukin-1 receptor type 1-like. The coding region runs from base 157 to 1836 and encodes 559 amino acids. Gene Ontology annotation, molecular function: interleukin-1, type I, activating receptor activity. Gene Ontology annotation, biological process: signal transduction. Lineage: Eukaryota; Metazoa; Chordata; Amphibia; Anura; Bufonidae. The transcript is spliced from 11 exons. The record is from RefSeq and is a predicted model, not a curated record.
AGAAAUAUGAGGAACUUAAGAUGUCUGUGUGUCACUCUCUGCAGAGAUGAGGCGCAGCUGAAAGAAGUCUGGACCGAGUGUAGAAGAUGAUGACAGAGAAGAUCUGCAUCAGAGGAGACGUCACCUGGGAGGCACUGGAUGUGAUAGAUCCAUAAAAUGUUGGGUCACCUGCUUGUUUUCACACUUCACAUUCUGACUCUGACAUGUCUGCCUGUAGAUAAAGCUGAGAUCUGUAUAGAUGAAGGAUUGGAGUUCGACCUUGAAUAUGCAAGUGUUGGUGAGCCUCUGUAUGCUAUUUGCCCACUUCUGGACUUAGUUGGGAGAAAUAAUUUCAGUGUAACCUGGGUAAGAAUUGACUCACAAACAGAAAUCACCUCAGACAGACAAGCAAGAGUUCACCAGGAUGAACAAUAUCUAAAGUUUAUCCCUGCGGAACUACAAGAUAGCGGAUUCUACCAAUGUAUUCUCAGAAACUCAACAAAUUGCAUCAAGAAGAUAAGACGAGUAGCAGUGUUUCGGCAUGAUGAUGGUCUCUGCUAUAAUAAUUCAGUAAUGCUUCGUAACGAAGAAAAAUUCAUAGCUCCAUCACUUACAAUUGAAUGUCCACAGAUAGACAUCUAUUUCAGUCACAAGAACAUACAAGUCAGAUGGUUUAAGGAAUGCCAGCCAUUGGAUCUGGAUAGUAAGCGCUACUCAACUUCAACUAUAAACUUGAUUAUUAAAGAUUUGUCCAGUGAAGAUAGUGGGAAUUACACGUGUGAGGUGUCGUUUGUGUACAAUGGUGUAACAUAUAACAUGUCCCGUGCCAUUGAAUUCACUAUCCAAGAUCAACCAGAACCAGAAGCUGUCGUAAUAUUCCCAAAAAAUAACAUCAUAGAUGUGGAAUUAGGAGCUCCUUUGACACUUACCUGUAAAGUGUUAUGUAAUGAAUCCAUUGGUGUGUUUUGGGCUUACAAUGGCAAUCUUAUGGCAUACUACACUGAAGAUGACAGAGUUGAAAUGGGAAAUACGGACCAAACAGUAACAGAAGAUGGGCUGCAACACUUCAUAACCCUAAACUUUACUAAAGUUAUUGAAGAGGACUACAACAGACAAUUUUACUGUAAUGCGUGGACGCAAAAAAACAGAGUUUUUAUGUCUUAUGUUUUACUGAAAAAGCCAGAUCCUAAUUUCCAGGGAUUUUUAAUUGCAUUUUUUGUGUCGGUGUUCUUGGUUACUGUUAUAUCUAUUGUUGCCAUAAGAAUAUAUAAAGUUGACAUUGUCCUCUGGUAUCGAAGUUCCUGUUUUGUUAAUACAGAACAUAAAGAUGGGAAACUGUAUGAUGCUUACAUAAUAUACCCCAAAAAAUCCACGGGAACCAGCUCUUACUCUUAUGAAAUGGAAAUAUUUGUCCUGAAAGUGCUGCCAGAAGUUCUAGAGAAGCAGUGUGGUUACCGAUUGUUUAUAAGUGGACGAGAUGACUUACCAGGACAAGCCAUGGCGGACCUUGUAGAUGAGACCAUUGCACAAAGCAGAAGAGUAAUUAUCAUGUUGGGAAACAUAUUCUGUGAAGACCAUGGAGAUGACUUUGAACAGAAAAUCGCUAUGUAUGACGCGCUCAUUCAUAAUAAAAUCAAAGUAGUUUUGAUUGAAAUGGAGAAGAUAACAGACUACACCAACAUGCCUGAAUCAAUAAAAUACCUCAAACAGAAGCAAGGCGCUGUGCGAUGGAAAGGAAAAUUCACAGAAGCCGCUCUUUCCCCUAAUACAAGGUUCUGGAAAAACAUCCGAUAUCAGAUGCCUCCAGCCCAGCGUCCUUCUGACAAGGAACUGCACUACAUACAUUCAGAAGACUGAAAUGAAGCGGGUAUUAAAGACUUGGAUACUGUACAUUUGUGUGAAUUAUCAAACCUUACACAUGUAAUAAAACACUAGGCCCUUGGAUGGAGCUGCACACCAUUAUUUUAAAGCAACCCUCUGGUUCAAGAGAAAAUAAAGUCACAUUAACUUAGUAAUGAACAGAACACUUAUCUAGUGACCUGCUUUUUUUUAUUUACAGAUCUGCUUAUUCUUUAGCGUCUCAUCUGCCAUCCAAGAUGGCUGCACCGCUUCUGAUUUACAGACCUCCCAAGUGUCCCUCUUUUGGAGGGACAGUCUCUAUUUUUGACCCGAUGUAGCAGCCUGCCGGAGGUCCGUGUCGCUAGUGUGAAAGUAGCCUUAUUACAUUCACACUAUUGACCCAGAAAGUGUUUGUCUGGUUUCUCUCUGUAUAUUCAAGCCCAUCUUGUAUAUUAUUUCAUUAUUUUAUGCAAUUGGGAUUUUAUUUUUGUGCUGUUCAGUAAGAGAAAACUAUGGAAAUGUAGUAAGAUAUGCAGGAAAAAUAUAUCACAAUGAAACAAAAGUGUCCUUCAUUGACCGUCCGAAAAGUUGGGAGGCAUCGAUUCACACUGUACAUUAGUAACCCAAGACACUUCCUACUUGUCUAGACCUGCUCUUGGGUUGACCAGCACUGUUCACGUGAGCAGUGCCGGCCAAUCCAAAGGCAGCAGGAAAUGUCUUGAGCUACCAGUGUGCAUCAAGCAGUCUGAGAAGUGGUGCGGCCAUCUUGGAGGACAGAAAAGAUGCCUGAGAAUUAAUUGAUCUGCAACUAAAACAAUAAAAAGAAGGAUACUAGAACCAGAGGGUCGCUUUAACUAUAUCAAUGCAAAAAACUUUUGUUCUUAAGUGUGUUUUCACCUUUUCUAGCUCAUUUAUUCUUACUCCUCUGAAGCUCUGGUCUUUUCACUCUCCGUGGGCGGACAGCAGCAAAUAUGACUACCAAGCACCUGCAUCGUCCAGGAGUGCAUUGUGGUCAGGUUGUGCUAAGCAUGCCUUUCCAGAUUCCAAAGCUCUAUUUUCCUGCCUUUCUUCCAAGCAUACAAAAUCAUCACACACAGCCCUAGCAAUACUAAUACAGUAUGUAGCACUAUGGUAUGUAAUGCAUCUCUCAAUUUCCUUCUACACUGUCUUGAGAGAAAGAUGUAGAUAUAGGCUAUAGAUUUCCAUGAAUUUAGAAGGAGGGAGGGAAGAAAGGGAAGAAAAUGUAAUGUACGUAAAAAACAAACAAUAUUUUUUACUUCAUAUAUAUUGCAAAAAUACUUCAUUUGGAAUGUUCUAUUCAUUGUAUAGUAAUACUAUUCAUGGGUAACCCCUUUAAGGCUGGGGCUACACAACAACAUGUGUCGCACAACCAAAAACAUUUGUGUGACUUGUCUGCAACUUGAUUUCACACAAUUAUUUUACAACUGCUAUUUGGCUACAAAAUCAGUCAAAUUCCACAAAAG